Molecule: messenger RNA, 1679 nt
Organism: Rhagoletis pomonella (apple maggot)
Lineage: Eukaryota; Metazoa; Arthropoda; Insecta; Diptera; Tephritidae
Product: F-box/LRR-repeat protein 4-like
Exons: 11
Molecular function (GO): protein binding
Source: RefSeq, a predicted model, not a curated record
GUUUAAGUCGUUCGUUCUACAGCUUUUUCCAUUAAUUAGUGUAUUUGAAUUCUAAUUACUGGUAAAGUUAAAUAGAGCCAUUAAAUUAAUGUUGUAAAAGCAACCGCAGGAAGAUUAAGUAUCUCAUCGCUCGUAAAAGACAUUAAAUGUCUUCGGUGUCGGAUGAGGACGUUAGAAAAACAGAAGCUGGGGCUAUUGUGGACUUCAUUAAAAGUAGCGCCGAUGCUGAUGAGGAACUAUGCAAUACUUUUAAGGAGUCUGGGCAAUUGAAUGAUUCGGAAGGAUUUUGCCAUGCUGGUUAUCGUUUGGAUCAAUUUGCCCAGGAUGUAGCGGAUUUUAGUUCUCAGUAUGGCAGCGAUUACAGCAUUUCUUAUACAGCUCCAAACAUAACAGGCAGACCUCGAAAGUUUCCGGAAUAUGGUGACUUUCCAGAAACAUACGCAAUGCGCACUUACGGAGAGUGGUGGAAAAAAGCGCCAAGUUAUGUUCAAGAGAUUCAACCACAAAACUUUUCGAAAAUUCCUGCUCAAGACUUUAUAGUUUUAUAUUUCGAGGAGUAUGUUCUACCAGAAGAUAUAGUUGUAUACGAAACAUUCAACCCUGGGGCAUUAAUUCGAAUAUGGGCGUAUACCAUAACAAAGUCAUGGUUUUGUUUAUGGGAAACUGAUGAAUUAUACAAACCUCAACCACACUCUAUAAACAAAGCCCGCCGUUUUUCCCCACCAUUGAAAAAAAUAAAUUUGCCCACUAGGACUAUAAGGCUAGAAUUUAAUCAUUCGAACCUGGGUUAUUUCACGGAAAUCGAUGCUGUAUUACUAGGCGGGAGGAAGGUGAAUAUUGAAAGUGCGCAACGAGUAUUCGACUCCUAUGAACGGCAACGCAAAUGUUCGAUUUUGCGGAAAUUACAAAGAAUUCAAUUUCGACCCAAUAUUAAGGACAAUUAUCAUAACCACUUGAGAGAAUUUUUUGCCAACGAUUUAAAUCAGUUUAUAUACGUAUUAAGCAAUAAUAGAGAAAUUAUGACCGACGAGUUACAUUCCGAGGAGUGCAAGACAACGAUUGGACUCAAAGACAUGCCGUUUGAAAUUAUGUUGAAAAUAUUCAGCUACUUGGAUUUAAUAUCGCUGUUCUUAGUUGGACAAGUGUCGAAAUUCUUUUAUGACGUAUCUACUCAUCCAUUGUUGUACGGCGAAUUGAACCUAAAACCGUAUUGGCAUCUUACAACAAACGAUCUAUUAUGUACCUUGGCAAAGAGAGCUACUGUGUUGAAAAAGUUGGAUUUAUCGUGGUGUGGUUUGUUUAACACUAUUUCCCCAACUGAAUUUAAAAAGUUUAUUCAACAACGAGGAGACAGUCUAAUAUGCUUAAGAUUGGAUUCGUGUAAAAUUUUAAACGCCAGCUGUAUUGAGACAUUGGGAAUUGUUUGCGACAACUUAAGGGAACUUUCCCUUCGAAAUUGCUCGACGGAUCCCCCGCUGCUUAACUUUUCUUGUCUGGCAAAUUUAAAAAACUUGGAAAGACUAGAUUUAUUUCAAACGGUAAUCGAACCUGAAUUGGUUUUAACCAUGCUAGAAAACAAUCGAAAGUUAAAACACUUGAAUUUGGCAUUUUGCGGAAUAGCAGUUAAUAUGGACGCAGUGGCUCAACGUAUCGGCCAAUAUAAUCAUAAUCUGGUUUCU